Molecule: messenger RNA, 1879 nt
Organism: Mercurialis annua (annual mercury)
Lineage: Eukaryota; Viridiplantae; Streptophyta; Magnoliopsida; Malpighiales; Euphorbiaceae
Product: phosphatidylinositol 4-kinase gamma 1
Exons: 4
Coding region: 298-1683 (461 amino acids)
Source: RefSeq, a predicted model, not a curated record
AGGAAAUGGAAGGAGCGAGGGUGAGAGGCGUUUUCGAAAAUAAUAAAUAAAUUAUUUUCAUGCUCUCGCGCUUUCGUGGCUUUUCGUCUUCUUCCCUGAAUGCCACCACCGUUCAGGAAACUUUUGGCGAUUUAUGUGCGGAAGAGCGAGGGAUUAUUAGGUCACAAUGGGUUUCAAACUUCAAAGCAAAUGAAUCCCACGAAGUGCAAUAGCUAAUCUCCUGUGGAAAAACAAGCCUCAGGGUAUCCUCUAACAAGAAGUACCCUUUUAUUAUGCUCUACUGCCAUUUUCUUAUGCAUGAAAUUCUUCGAAAUGGCAGUAGCUAUUGAUCAACAUCAUGGAUUUAAGCCAUUUAACAGAUCUCCCCGGUGCAGACUCCAAUCCUUGACUCACUUCGACUACAAUGUUCACGAAUUUACCCAAACCAAUCUUACCCCCUCCUUCAAACAAGCAUUUCAACUUGUUAAUAUUCACCGAAGCUUCUCCACUCCGUGCUUUUCCCUCGCCACUGCAUAUGAAGAUGAGUUUGAUGUCAAUCCAAGAGUUGAAAUUGUCAGCGGUCACGGAGCCCCUAGAGUCCAUGCCCUUGUUGUUGAGGUUGCCAUUGCUAUGGCUCUUGGUGUUAAUCCCCUGCCAGUGUCGAGUGGAUCAGGUGGUGCCUGCUUCUUGCGCGCCAGAAAUGGCGAUAAAAUAGCUGUUGCAAAGCCAAUUGAUGAAGAGCCUAAAGGCUUUGGUGGAUUGAUGCUAGGCCAACCUGGUAGGAAACGUUCAGUUCAAGUUGGCGGCACUGGAAUUCGAGAAUUAGCUGCUUAUCUACUUGAUCAUGGUGGUUUUGCUGGUGUUCCUCCUACAGUCUUGGUCAAAAUAACUCAUGCUGGAUUUCCUUUUAAUGAUGGGGCAUCGCCAGCACACUGUAAAAUUGCCUCACUCCAACAAUUUGUGGAUCAUAAUUUUGAUGCAGGGGAGCUAGGUCCUUCUGGAUUUUUGGUUGAUUCUGUUCACCGGAUUGGAAUUCUUGAUGUAAGAAUCCUCAAUCUCGAUAGGCAUGCUGGAAACAUACUUGUGAAGAAGAAUGAUAUACAUGAAAAUUACGCAGUUGGAGGCGCGAAGCUUGUGCCUAUAGACCACGGACUCUGCCUGCCCGAGUUUCUUGAUAAUCCUUAUUUCGAAUGGCUACAUUGGCCUCAAGCCUCAGUUCCCUUUUCAGAAACUGAAUUAGAUUAUAUAUCCAAACUCGAUCCUUUCAACGAUGCAAACCUCUUACGAAGGGAGCUACCAUCUUUAAGGGAAUCAUCUAUUCGAGGGCUUGUCGUCUGCACAAUGUUGUUGAAGCAAGCUGCUGCGGCCGGACUAUGCCUUGGUGACAUAGGGGAAAUGAUGUCCAGGGAGUGUUGUGGUGGAGAGGAAAACAGGAGUCUGCUGGAGAGUAUUUGCGCAAAAGCAAAGGCAAGUAUUGAGAAUGAAGAUGAUUGUGGUGAGGUUACGGAUCCACCUCAACUUUCGGAACGACUCGUUAAUAUGGAUGAUCAAUCUAAAAGGAGCAUUAGGUGUUCAGGUAUAUCUCUUGGAGAGAUGAGUGAUGGGGAAUGGGAUUUGUUUUUGGAGUGGUUUGAGAAGCUUCUGGUGCAGGGUUUUCAAGCCACAAAUUGCUCACUUGUUGCCAGUUUUAGUUAUGCAUUGUAGAUAGCAGGGAAAAGGGAUUGGCAGCUUGCCAUCCUUUCCCUUGCUUUUGUUCUUUGUUUUUUUGUAUAUUUGUAAAUAAUGAUUACUUCAGUUUCAUAUCCAAUCCAACCUACUCUGUACAAUAAUGCUAUUUGUAAUGUUUUAGAAUAAUGUGAGUGGUACAUAUGGUAAUUACUAAAUCACUUUUUAUGUCUUA